Humulus lupulus (European hop) is the source of this 2527-nucleotide messenger RNA. Its product is annotated as aminopeptidase M1-like. The record is from RefSeq and is a predicted model, not a curated record. Bases 177 to 656 code for a protein of 159 amino acids. Gene Ontology annotation, biological process: proteolysis; peptide catabolic process. Lineage: Eukaryota; Viridiplantae; Streptophyta; Magnoliopsida; Rosales; Cannabaceae. The transcript has 6 exons. Gene Ontology annotation, cellular component: cytoplasm. Gene Ontology annotation, molecular function: metalloaminopeptidase activity; zinc ion binding; peptide binding.
GUAGAUGAGCAAUUCAAAGGGCAGACAAGGCUACCAAAAUUGGCCAUCCCCAAAAGAUAUGAUCUUCAUCUGAAGCCAGAUCUCUCUGCUUCUACUUUUCUCCUUUAUUAAUUUGUACAGUUCUUUCACUAACAAAUUUUGACAGUACUUAUUCGGAUGGAGAGGAGAAGAAGAACAUGGCGGUUACUCAGUUUGAAGCUGUAGAUGCAAGGCGAUGUUUUCCAUGUUGGGAUGAACCUGCUCUAAAGGCCACCUUUAAAAUAAAAGUGGAUGCACCACAAGAGCUCACAGUAUUGUCCAAUAUGCCAAUAAUGGAUGAAAAGCUUAAUGGAAAGAUUAAGACUGUAAUAUUUGAGUCUCCUCUCAUGUCAACCUAUCCAGUUGGUGUUGUUAUUGGUCUAUUUGAUUACACUGAAGACACAUCAGCUCGUGGGGUUAGAGUUCGUGUAUAUUGUCCUGUUGGGAAGAGUGAUAAAGGGCAGUUUGCUUUAGAUAAUGCUGUCAAGGCACUUGACCUAUACACCAAAAAACUAGGUUGGAAAUCAGUAGCUGGAGAGAGCCACUUCGAUACACUAUUGAGGGGGGAAGUGUUAAAGGCAUUGGUGAUAUUUGGGCAUGAAGAGACUCAUAGAGAGGUUUCACUCCUUUUUCAAUGAUAGAAACACUCAACUUUUAUCAGCUGACACAAAAGCAGCUCUUAUAUUGCGGUUAUGAGGGAUUGUAGUGCCUCGGACAGAAAAGGAUAAGAAUGAAUCCCUUUUGAGCAUUUUCAAAUUCACUAAUAAGGUUUAAGUGUCUUGAUUAGUGUGCAUGAAGGACAUAAUAUGAAUUAUGUGUGAUUUAAAUGAGUAAAAUGCAUGAUUAUGUGAAAAGCAUGUUUAUAUGGUUAUUUGUAUAUUUAUGAUGCAUGACUAGGUGUAUUAGUAUGCAUGCAUGCCCUGAUUAGGAUAGAAAUGACAUUUUUCGUAAUUGUGGUCCGUCGAGGACAUAAAUGUUAAUAAUUGUGAUAAAUUGAUAAGACCACAUUAUUAUGUAGAUAUAUUUAUAAUCGAUGAUUCAAGAUGAUCUUUGUGAGCGAGUUAGCGGAAAAGUCACGGCGGGGAUUUAUACUCGGCUCGGGGCGAGCCUAGGGGUAUAAAUGGGAAUUCAGAGAAUAUAUUGGGGUUAAUUUUGAUAAUGAGGGGUAUAAUUGGUGAUUAAUUAGGUGUCGGGAAGUAAGCAGAAAAUAUUAGAGACACUCGAGGAAUUAGCGGGAAUUGGGUAGAAUGACUAAAAUGCCCCUUAGUGGAUUAACGGAUUUAGAAUUAAAAGGGAGGGCAUUAUGGUCAUUUGGCUUGCAAGAGAUAAGUAUGCUGAGGCUUUAUACUUAGUGGGAAUUGUAGAAAAAGGUAGAAGGCUGAGGAAAGAAAGAAAAGAAGGAAAAGAAAGAAAAAGAAAAUGAAGGAAAACAGAGCAGUUUUCUUAGGGUCGGUUGGUGAUUCUCUCACCCUUUCUCUUCAAUUUUCUUGGAGCAAAACUCAGAGGGGAGCUAGGUUAGGCUGAGCAACAAGAGUAUUGAGCUAAACUUGAAAGGUUGGCAAGGGAUUAGCAAGAACACAUCAAUAUUUGAGGUAAGCCUUUAGAGUUUUCAGUUUCUGGUUUGGUUAGUUUAAACUAUGGUGUCUAAGCUGAGUUGAUGGGAACUUUAGGGGAAUUCAAGCCAAGGAAUUGGGGAAGAACAAGCUAAGGAGGUCAAGAAGUUAACUUGAAAUCGAAUUUCCAUCAAAGGUUCGCGCUAGUGCUCGGGAAGGAUCGUGCUUGAGGAUUUCAUUGAACAAAGCUAGCAAAUUCAAAGGUAAGAAAACUGCACCUGGUUAUAUGUUUGUGAUGGGACUAAGAGCUCCCGAUAUCUGUAUAAUGUCAAUGAUGGUAUAAUGCCAUGGGACAUGUGAUAGCGGCCUAAGGGUUACGUACACAACACUUGCGUACAGGGCGCGGCUUGGCCAAUGGUAGCCGGGGACAGCUUAAUAUUCACUGAGCUCGGUUUAAGCGGGCCGGAGUCAGUGGGAUAACGGAGGGUGCGGCCUGAGGGCGCUAACCCUAGUUAUCAUUUGUGAAUUGAUGUAUGAUAUAAGUUGAUAUGUUUGGUAUGCUGAAUACUGGGUUAUUCUGAAUGCUUAAAUGGUUGAGAACAUGUUUAUGGAAUAUGUGAUAUUGAAUUGUCUGUUGAUUGCUUAUGCUCUGUUAUUGUGUUUUCUUGCUGGGCCUUAGCUCACGGGUGCUACGUGGUGCAGGUAAAGGCAAAGGAAAGUUAGACCAGUCCUGAGAUGGAGAGCUGCGAGGCUAAAUGUACAUAGUCAGCUGUUCGGUCGCCUUGGCCGAGGAGUGGAUCAGGACAGGGAUCGUUGAACUGUCUAUUUUGCCUUAGUAUGGCUAAUAUUGUAUUUAAUUUGUAAAUCUUUUGUAAGUGAUUUUAAUAUGAUCAUUUUUGGGAUCCCGUGUAAACAGGAAUUAAUAUAUAAAAGAAAUGCGACUUUUAAGACCAAAA